CUGUGUCACCUGUAUAUUCAAUUUGUAAUUUAAUAUUAGAGUGUCAUUAAUAAAUGUAAUAUAUUUUCUCCGAUAAAAUGGGGGAUAUGAAGUCACAGCUUUCCGAUGCUGAGAAACUUAAGGAGAAAUAUUGUAAAGUCGUGAAGAUACCGCCGAUACCCGACAAGUGGAAAUUGGUGCCGGCUUUUUUGAAAGGAAAAGGUUUAGUUAAACAACAUAUUGAUUCAUUUAACUAUUUUAUCAAUGUUGAGGUCAAGAAAAUCGUCCAAGCGAAUGAAAUGGUUUUCUGUGAUGCCGAUCCAGAUUUUUAUUUAAAAUAUUUGAACGUCGACGUUGGCACGCCAGUUAUCGAGGAAGAGUACAAUGUUACCAGACCCGCGACUCCCAUGGAUUGUCGGCUCCGAGACCUGAAUUAUUCGGCACCAAUCACAGUUGAUAUCAAAUACACUCGGGGUCAUGAAACAAUCAUCAGACACAAUUUAUUACUUGGCAAAAUGCCAAUCAUGCUGAGGAGUUCAAACUGCGUUCUCACCAAUAAAUCACACUUUGAACUUGCUCAGCUGAAGGAGUGUCCUCACGAUCCUGGCGGCUAUUUCAUCGUCAAUGGACAGGAAAAAGUCAUCUUAAUUCAGGAACAGAUGCUCAGAAAUCGAAUUUUACUCGAGGAAGAUAGCAAAGGUUGCAUUGUGGCGAUUUGCAACAGUGUCACUCAUGAGAGAAAGACGAGAAGUAACGUGGUUGGCAAGGGUGGACGAUACUACGUCAGACUGAAUAUUUUCUCAGAUGAUGUGCCCGUUGUCGCUGUGUUUAAUGCUUUGGGAAUCCAGUGCGACCAGGAAAUAGUGCAAUUAAUUGGCACCGAGGAUAAUAUCCGAGAAAAGCUGAAUGCUAGUUUAGAUGAAUGUCAAGAUAUCAGGUCACAGAAUCAAGCUUUGAGUUACCUGAGCGCUAAAAGAAAGCAAAAGAGGUUCAAUGUUGUCAAGUCGAAUAUCUACGAUGAGAUGAAAGACAUUCUGGCAACCAAUCUUUUGUCUCACGUUCCAGUUGUUGACUUUAGUUUCAAGUUAAAAGCAGCCCACCUUGCACUCAUGGUUCGGAAAGUGAUUAUGGCCCAGAAUGAUCGUAGCUUAUUGGACGAUCGUGAUUAUUAUGGAAACAAGCGAUUAGAAUUGGCAGGAUCGCUUCUAGCUUUAAUGUUUGAAGAUUUGCUGAAAAGGUUUAACUGGGAGUUGAAAUCAGUUGCGGAUAAGAAUAUUCCAAAGAUAAAGGCCGCGCAGUUUGACAUCGUGAAAUAUUUCCGACAGGAUAAAAUCACCAGUGGUUUGGCUUUUGCAAUAUCUACGGGAAAUUGGACGAUCAAACGUUUCAAAAUGGAGCGCCACGGAGUGACACAAGUUCUAUCGAGACUUUCCUACAUUUCUGCUUUGGGAAUGAUGACCAGGGUGAAUUCGCAAUUCGAAAAAAGUAGAAAAGUCUCAGGUCCUCGGUCUCUACAAGCUUCCCAGUGGGGAAUGCUUUGCCCGAGCGACACUCCCGAAGGAGAGGGUUGCGGCCUGGUGAAAAAUCUUGCUUUGAUGACUCACAUCACGACGGAAGUGGAGGAAGAGCCUCUCGCAAGAAUUGCAUUUAACCUCGGAGUUCAAGAACCCGGGAUGCUUGGGGGUGAGGAACUUUACCAGGAGGGCGUUUACAUGGUUUUUCUGAAUGGUACGAUCCUCGGGGUUGUGGUAAAUCAUGAGAGGCUGGUGAAAAUCUUCCGAAAGUUGAGGAGGAAGUGCUUAAUUAGCAGCUUUGUUUCGAUCUAUCCUCAACAGAAACUAAGGUGCAUUUACAUUAGUUGCGAUGGAGGGAGAUUGUGUCGACCUUACAUUAUUGUAGAAAAUGGUCAGCCUCUUCUGAAAAAGGAGCACAUGAAGCUUCUAGAACAAGGAUUGCGAACGUUUGAGGAUUUUCUACAUGAAGGAGUGAUCGAGUACCUUGACGUGAACGAAGAAAACGACAGCUACAUUGCUUUCGAUGAAAGCCAAGUUAACUUUAAAACAACUCACAUGGAAAUCGAGCCUUUCACAAUCCUGGGAGUUUGCGCCGGACUCGUACCCUUUCCUCAUCACAAUCAAAGUCCCAGAAACACUUAUCAAUGCGCUAUGGGAAAGCAGGCCAUGGGAACGAUUGGCUACAAUCAAAGGAAUAGGAUCGACACCCUGAUGUACAACCUCGUCUAUCCUCAAGCUCCAAUGGUCAAGACUCGAACAAUCGAGUUAAUCAAUUUCGAUAAACUACCGGCUGGUCAAAACUCGAUAGUUGCUGUGAUGUCUUAUAGUGGAUACGAUAUAGAAGACGCUCUCGUGAUAAAUAAGGACUCGAUCGAUCGAGGUUUCGGGAGAUGCUUGGUUUACCGAAACAGCAAGUGCAUUUUGAAAAAGCAUCCAAACGGAGCACCGGAUAAAAUCCUGGGACCUAUGGUUGAUGCGACUACGAAAAAGCCGAUAUACAAACACGACGUUCUUGAUUCGGAUGGCAUUGUCGCUCCUGGGGAAUUCCUCGAGAACAGAAAGGUCAUGAUCAACAAAUCGAUACCGACAGAGACUGCUAGUCCCCAUGUAAAUGCCGGGCAAGCCCCGAAACCGGUUGACUACCGAGAAGCUCCAGUUGUUUACAAAGGUCCGAUUGGAUCCUACGUGGAAAAAGUGAUGAUUUCCAGUUUUCAAGACAAUUCCUUUUUGCUCAAAUUGCUACUCAGGCAGACUCGAAGACCGGAAAUUGGUGACAAGUUCAGCAGUCGACACGGGCAAAAAGGAGUGACGGGCUUGAUUGUCGAGCAGGCUGAUUUACCAUUUAACGAUCAAGGUAUCUGUCCAGACAUUAUUAUGAACCCGCAUGGUUUUCCCUCUCGGAUGACGGUGGGCAAGUUGAUUGAAAUUCUGGCUGGAAAGGCUGGCGUUUUGAAAGGAGAAUUUCAUUAUGGAACAGCUUUUGGAGGUUCGAAAGUCAAAGAUGUCUGCGACGAACUCGCCAAGCAGGGUUACAAUUACCUUGGAAAGGAUUUCUUUUACUCUGGAACUACCGGAGAGCCUUUGCAAGCCUACAUUUACUCAGGACCCGUGUACUACCAAAAACUGAAGCACAUGGUUCAGGACAAAAUGCACGCGAGAGCAAGAGGUCCUCGUGCAGUGUUGACUCGACAACCAACGGAAGGAAGAUCGAAGGAGGGAGGCUUGAGACUUGGAGAGAUGGAACGAGACUGUCUCAUUGCUUAUGGCGCAAGUAAUUUGCUUGUUGAAAGACUGAUGCUUUCAAGCGAUGCUUUCGAAGUCGAUAUUUGCAAGGGAUGUGGGUUGAUGGUUUAUAGUGGCCACUGUCGCAGCUGCGAAUCGAAACAGGAUAAAGAUAAAAGGAAUGCAGGAGUUUCUACGAUUACAAUGCCGUAUGCUUGCAAACUCCUCUUUCAGGAAUUACAGUCUAUGAAUAUUGUUCCUAGACUCUCCACUAAACCGAUGAGUGAAAAGUAGUUAAUAAAUCGACGAUUGUUUUUACAGAACUAUGGCCUUUUUAUUUUUAUUAUCAACCAGUGAUAUAAUACCUGAAAUCAUUCUUCUCGAAAAAUGGCGUUUGAAAAUGUUUUGGGUAGUUUUUUACAUCC
Molecule: messenger RNA, 3640 nt
Organism: Belonocnema kinseyi
Lineage: Eukaryota; Metazoa; Arthropoda; Insecta; Hymenoptera; Cynipidae
Gene: RpIII128
Product: DNA-directed RNA polymerase III subunit RPC2
Exons: 14
Coding region: 78-3509 (1143 amino acids)
Biological process (GO): DNA-templated transcription
Cellular component (GO): RNA polymerase III complex
Molecular function (GO): DNA-directed RNA polymerase activity; DNA binding; ribonucleoside binding
Source: RefSeq, a predicted model, not a curated record